Molecule: messenger RNA, 29614 nt
Organism: Coregonus sp. 'balchen'
Lineage: Eukaryota; Metazoa; Chordata; Actinopteri; Salmoniformes; Salmonidae
Source: the annotation of a GenBank genome assembly
AUGGGGGACCUGGGAGGCUUCACCACCACAGGGGAGAGGGUGAACCCGGCCCACAUCUUGUUUGACCGCUUCGUCCAGGCCUCCACCUGUAAGGGCACGCUCAAGGCCUUCCAGGAGCUCUGUGACCAUCUAGAGCUCAAGCCCUGCGAGUACCGGGUCUUCUACCACAAGCUCAAGUCCAGGCUCAACUACUGGAAGGCCAAGGCACUCUGGGCUAAGCUAGAUAAGCGGGCCGGCCAGAAGGAGUACAAGAAGGGACGUGCAUGUACCAACUCUAAGGUAUGUGAUGAUGUAACCUGGCCUUUAUUUGUCUCAUAUCCUUGUUCAAAGUACCUCAGAGAAAAUUGCUCUGUAUAUAAUAGGGUAGGGCGAUAUCCACAUUUUCAUGUUGUUUAUUUUCCCUUGUUAAAUAUUGGAAUAAACCAUAUAUUGCGAUUAAAUUAUAUUUUGCGAUAAACAGUAUAUCGGCAAUUUAACUUAAUAUUGUAAUAUCAGCCAACUCUUGUAUAUGAGAUACAGUAUGUUUACCCCUCCACAGUGUUUGAUCAUCGGGGCAGGACCAUGUGGCCUGCGGACGGCCAUCGAGCUGGGCUUCCUGGGGGCCAAGGUGGUGCUGCUGGAGAAGAGGGAUGCCUUCUCCAGGAACAACGUGCUGCACCUGUGGCCCUUCACCAUCCAGGACCUCAGAGGCCUCGGGGCAAAGAAGUUCUAUGGAAAGUUCUGCGCCGGAGCCAUCGACCAUAUCAGUAAGUGGAAAAGACUAGCCUACUCCUAUCUCCUACUCUCUAUCUUUUAUAAAACGGUUUAAAUGCUUUCACGUUUUGCUUUGUGAUCUAUUGUUAUCUAUUAAGAGAAGACUUCUGGUGCUUGCCAGGACCAUAGCUCAGCUGUGACAUUGCAGUCUUUUCGGUUGUUGAAGCUAAUACAUUUUUCUUGCUUGAUAUUCUCCUCUAAUCUGUCUGACUCUCUGUGCAGGUAUCCGUCAGCUCCAGCUGAUGCUGCUUAAGGUGGCCCUGCUACUGGGCAUUGAGAUCCACGUCAACGUGGAGUUCAAGGGUCUCAUCGAGCCCCCCGAGGACCAGGAGAACGAGAGUAAGACCUCUAUAGACCCCUGUCACAUGACUGCAUUAAGGACCGUCACAAGACAUGACUUCUCUAUAGCCAGACAUUAGGGAAAUAAGGAAGGGCCAUAUGUUACUGUAUGCAACAGUGCUAACUGAGAGCUCUCUAUUGGAAAAUAUCCCCCAUGGUUGUCAGUGAAGGAAAGUCAAAUUGUAUGCUAAAUAAUACAAAGUUACACGUCUUAUGUAUUUUCCCGUGUUGUGUUUUUGCAGGGAUAGGGUGGAGGGCUGAGGUCCUCCCCAGGACACACCCAGUCAACGAGUUGGAGUUUGAUGUCGUCAUCGGGGCAGAUGGGAGGAGAAACACGCUGGCAGGUAAAAAGCAACAAAGCAACAGAUGUUCGAAAAUUAGUUGUGUAAAACACUAUGAGAACUGAAGCCCUCAAAAACACAGCUGUGGUUCGUUUAUGAGUCCGACCCCUCUUUUUCUCUCUCGCUCUUUCUCUUUCUCCCCCUAUCCCUUCUCUCUCUCUCCCUCUCCACUUUUCCUGUUGCUUUGUUGUGCACAUGUUGUGACCUUCUUCACUCCAUCCAUCUUUAGAGAGCACUCCUCCGUGGCCUCUCUCUGGAGCGGAGCAGGAAUUGGUGAAUUGGCUUUCCUGUAUGAGCUAACAGCCCUCACAAGCAACUCUGGGAGCUCUGUAGUGUGUGGACUGCUGUGAACCAUCUCCUAUCUACUGCUGCCUGCUGAAACCACUUUAGAGGGUCACUAGAGGGAAGGGGAAGCAGUUUCCCUCGGGCCUAGCCAGUAGUCACUGCAAACAAUGUUCGUUCUCAGCCUGCAAUUUUACAUGAGACGAUAAAAAAGUUAUUGCGGAUAUAUUGAUCGUCUGAAAAUGAUAGUGUGCAUCAAAGCCUAACAGGCGCAACCUUUUUUUCUCCUGUUGUUUUUUUCUCUUUUACAAACGUGAGUUUGUAAUACAAGGCAACUGUUAACCUGGCUGGUUUGUUCUCUCAAAGAAUGCUGACUCAUUCACUGUCUGCAUAAUGACCCUUGACCCCAGCCUAACGUGUCACAUCCUUCCUCCCUCUCUCCUCUCCCCUACAGGGUUCAGGAGGAAGGAGUUCCGGGGCAAGCUAGCCAUCGCCAUCACAGCCAACUUCAUCAACAGGAACACCACAGCCGAGGCCAAGGUGGAGGAGAUCAGCGGAGUGGCCUUCAUCUUCAAUCAGAAGUUCUUCCAGGACCUCCGGGAAGCCACGGGUCAGUUAUUGCUCCAUAGGGAGACAACAUGUAAUAACCCUCGUUAUAAGAUAUUAUAAAGGCUCAUAGGUACUUAUAACAAGUUAUUAAGUAUUAUAACUGUAGGCUUUAAGUAACAUUUUACAGAUUGUUAUAGAUUAAGAGUGUAUGGAUUAGGUGAUACGCUAGAAAUGUAAAUAGCUGAUUAAUACAUACAUAGAUAAACCUAGGAACAGGACGUUUUAUGCCCAUGCAUUUUCUAAGAGCCUGUCAGUUCCUAUCUGCAUGGUUUAUCCAUGGGUUAGAGAAAAUGUAAACAAGCAAAGACGAAGCUUGAAUCUGUUCACAUUUGUCAAUUAAACAGUUUGAUCCCUUGCCAUAACAUGAGAGAUCGGUGCAGAGAUGGCGCCGUCUAUAUUUGCCGCAAGUUUUGUCUUCUUGGUCGUGUGAUCUCCAAAAAGUUGGAUCCAGACCUGAAGACAGUCAAACCCGGACCCGACGACAACCAGACCUAAACGAUUUAAAUGCUUUCACGUUUUGCAAUCAGACCUGAACUCGCAAGGACCCGACGACAACCAGACCUAGGUCUAGACCGGACCCAAUUGGACCCGAGUGACAAACUGUUUAUCAGCCAAGUUGGUUGAUAAACAGUUUGGUUAACGAAUAGGUUUUUAUAUGUUGGCUAGGCCUUCUUUAAGUCAAUAAAUUCACCUUUGUAGCAUAAAAUAAAAAUGCUAUAGGCUAUGCAGAGGCGUGGUCGGGUCCAUUCGGGUCCACUUGUUUAUCAGCUGUAGUUACAUAGACCUGAGAUCCGAUGACAAUCAAACAGGACCCGACCUGGACCUGGAGGGAAAAGUUAGAAUUUUGGAGCCGGACCCACUCGUGUCCCGGGUCGGGUAUUCGGGUUUCAUUGUCCACCAUUCCUCUAGCGAAGACAACCAGAGAGACUGUCAAUGGAGCAGCCAUAGAAAAGACAUUUGGUUUACCAAAAGUAAAUAACAAAACUCUCUUUCUAUUGAUUUGAUAGGAGUUGACCUGGAAAACAUUGUCUACUACAAGGAUGACACGCACUACUUUGUCAUGACUGCCAAAAAACAGAGCCUGCUGGAGAAGGGAGUCAUUCUGCAUGUGAGUGAUCAAAGGGUCAAUCGCAGACGGUGAGAGAUACGUCUGGAGAUGUCUCUCUCGUACACAUGCAUGCAUACACAUACUGUACAUGUACACACACACACACACACACACACACACACACACACACACACACACACACACACACACACACACACACACACAGUCUUGUACAACUAACCUUGUAGGGUGACACAAUUCAGUCCCACUCAAAAUCCUAUUUUCCCUAACACUAAAACUAACCUUAGCACCUAACCCUAACCCUAAACCUAAUUAUAAUCCUUAACACUAAUUCUAACCUUAACCCUAAACCCCCUAGAAAUAGCAUUUGACCUUGUGGGGACCAACAAAAUGUCCCCAGUUGGUCAAAUUAUUGUUUGUUUACUAUUCUUUUGGGGAUGUCUAUUCCCCACAGGUAUAGUUAAACACGUUCACACUCCCUCUUUCCCUCACUCACUCACUCAAUCACUCACUCAUUCACUCACUCACUUUACAUCUCUGUGUGCCUGGUCCCUGCCUAAUGGCCAGACCAAGCCAAAACUGUGCCAGGAACAAACUGCCAGCUCAACCACACUUAAUGAGAGUUUGUGUCCCCACACUUCACUUCAUAACACUGCUGUUUCCUUUGACUAGAGUGGGCAGUCGCAAGCUUUUAGGACAUUAGGACCUCUUUUAGAAGUUCAGCUUUCAUGCUCCAAUAAAAGUUGCCACUGUAUUUCCAUCUCACUUUGAGAUGAAAGCCUUGUGGAGGGGAAUAAAGGGUUUGGUAAUAUUUUGCAAACCCAAUCAAGCUCUCGUUAUGAAGGCAUUCCAGUAAUUGGGAAGUGUAACCCUUUUGAUAAUUGGAUUGGCACCGAAUGUGAGUUUUGAUCAGCAGUCUUCAGGCCAGUACAGUAGGAGGUUGACGGGCUGAACAGGCUCUGUGGGUCCAGUGCUGGGUUGUAUUCAUUAGGCACCAAAGGGAAGAACAUGGACUGAAACAGGGAGGGACUACCUGAACUUACCGCAUGUAAGAGGCAUGAAGAAGGAGAGAAUGGAGUAGUAAACGGGUUGUAUAGCCGUGUGGUUUGACGAGAACAAUGCCAAGGCAGAUGCCUCGUUCACAUGUUAGUCGGAACUAGGAAACUCAGAAACUGGUUGAACACGGCACGUGUAUAACUACAGCCAGUUAGAAUGUCGGAAAUUUCAGAAUUUCGACUAGCACCUGAACGCGGCAAAAGAUGAGACGCGCGUGGACAGCAGUGGACGCAUAAAUUCUGGCUAAUGACAAUCGCCAAAUGUCAUUACACUUUUUGGUUUCCAACAGAUUUCUGUUUCCAUUCACCACUGUGUUUGAAGGCUGAAAAUAUGUUGCCAGUGGAUGAACAUGUGUGGGUAGCCUAGUAAAGGAGACCUUUUGAAGUGAUUGUUUGACAAUCAGAUGAAAACAUCAUGACUGGUUGUGUUUAUGCCACAAUAAAAGGUAAUACUUUUUAAAAGUUAAUUGACAAAUCUUUACGGCUAGGCCCACAGAGAUCCUAUUGAAUUCUAUAUGUAAUUCUAUGAUUAGGCCCAUAACAAGCCAGUGAGUUUUCAGUGGAUUGAUGUACCGGUAUGUAUACUAGCCCAUAGAUACGUUUCCUAGAAGACGACUUACUUCCAGGCAAGGUCCUUUUUAUAUAAAUGGAAAUCACUCCAUAGCCCCUUUUCAGUGCUCCGUCCUGCCCCUGGGAAAGAGGUGGUUGGCAGGCAGGCAGGGGAGCGGUGGGUCGGGUCCACACUGUUCCAACCAGUACCAUGAAUAAAAGAAAGUCACUCUUAGAUCCUCCAAAUGCUCCACCCUCCACCUCUCCUCCACCCAUCCAGCUCACCAGUCAGCCAGCCUGCCACUGCCGGCCCAGCCUAGCCAGGGAAAGUCAAUGGAAAAUAAUGUGCCUCUUAAAGCAUGCCUUCAUUUGAUGCUACGUAUCAGAGACAGUAAAGUAUAAUAUACUAUGGGGGUGUUUAGAUUUUUAUAUUGGGAAUUAAAAUACUUGUUUUUGUAGACAUUUUAAAUGGGCCUUUAAUAACCUCUUAAGGAUCGUACCCUUUUAUUUAAAGGAAUAAUUACAUUACUAGACAAUAUUUUGUAUCAAGUCUUCCAGGAGUUGGAGACAGCAGGGCGUCAAACCGUAGAACCCAGUUCCUACAUUUGAAUAUAAAAAUGUAUUUUAUCAAACAAAACUAUGCUACAUUUUAUCUCUGGGACCCUCAGGUUGACAAAUCAGAGCAAGAUUACUGAAUGUAAGUACAUUUUUUACCUUCAGAGACAGCAGGGCAUCAAACCGUAGAACCCAGUUCCUACAUUUGAAUAUAAAAAUGUAUUUUAUCAAACAAAACUAUGCUACAUUUUAUCUCUGGGACCCUCAGGAUGACAAAUCAGAGCAAGAUUACUGAAUGUAAGUACAUGUUUUACCUUCAGAGGUGAAUGUAUCAAACCAGUUGCCGUGACAAAAGUUUUUUGUUGUUGUGCACUAUCCUCAAACAAUAGCAUAGUAUUUUUUUGCUGUAAUAGCUACUGUAAAUUGGACAGUGCAGUUAGAUUAACAAGAAUUUAAGCUUUCUGCACAUAUAAGAUGUGUAUGUCCCGGAAAGUUGGCGUUGUUUACAACCAUUCUAGUCACAUAUCGCAUAUUGAGCAGCAACCGUCCCGGUAAAGGGACACAGAUCCAGUAGAGGAUAUUUAUUCAAUUCAAUAUAACUUUAGAAUGUUAUUGACUUGAUUUGGAUUUCAAAGUUCUGCUUUGGUGGUGCAGGUUAACCUCUGUGGAAAAUAUAUCCUUUUCUAAAUUCCACUGCAUGGAUGUCAUGCCCCAUUCUCUGUGCGUGACAGCCUAUUUUCCACACAGUCUCUUAUCAGUGUCUCUCCCUCCCUCUAGUCAUCUGAGCCAUCUAACUUCUUUAUGUCUCUCCCUGUCUCUCCUCCAGGAUUAUGCAGACACAGAGAGGCUGCUGUCCAGGGCUAACGUGGACCAGGCAGCCCUGCUAUCUUACGCCCGCGAGGCCGCAGACUUCUCCACCAACCACCAGCUGCCCACGCUGGACUUUGCCAUUAACCACUACGGCCAGCCCGACGUGGCCAUGUUCGACUUCACCUGCAUGUACGCCUCGGAGAACGCGGCGCUGGUGCGCCAACGCAACGGACGCCAGCUACUGGUGUCUCUGGUGGGGGACAGUCUACUGGAGGUGAGAGGGGCUACUGGGUGGAGGGUGUUUCAGUCUCACUUAGAAGGUAUACUCUCAGUCACUAUGGAUAAGAUAGUGUCUGACUGGCUCAUUUUAUAUAAAUAAGAAAGGGAGUGAAAAUCAGCGUGAGCAAGAGUGUGGGAGAAAUGUAAGUGAAUUUAGAGGGUGAUUUAAGUGUUGACGUUUGCUUGCUUGAAACAGACAAUUUUAUAUAUAAAACGUAAUAUAUAUAUAUAUAUAUAGAGAGAGAGAGAGAGAUUUUUUUAUUAUUCUCUGUAUGCUUUCUUGGAGUUCACUAUGUUACUGUAUUUGUCCCUCUCUCCAGCCCUUCUGGCCCAUGGGCACUGGUAUAGCCCGGGGUUUCCUGGCAGCCAUGGACUCAGGCUGGAUGGUGAAGAGCUGGGCGCAGGGAAACACAUCUCUGGACGUGCUGGCUGAGAGGUGAGGGAGUGGACACGUCAUAACACACACAUUAUACUCCCACGUCAUACUUGCACGCACACACAUACUGUACACACACAAUCCACAUGCUCACAGUCGCAUACAUGCGCGCGCACACACACACACACACAUACUUUUGAAAGCCUAACACUGUAAGAUCGUAUUUUAUAACUUAGCUAGCCAUGUUGGCAAUAUAAUGACCUUUCAAAUAAUGCCUCUCUCUCUCUGCCUUGCGCUCUCCCCCCCCCCCCCCCCCCCCGCUCUAUGUGUGUGUGUGUAUAUAUAUAUAUAUAUAUAUAUAUAUGUAUGUAUGUAUGUAUGUAUGUAUGUAUGUAUGUAUGUAUGUAUGUAUGUAUGUAUGUAUGUAUGUAUGUAUGUUAUGUAUGUAUGUAUGUAUGUAUGUAUGUAUGUAUGUAUGUAUGUAUGUAUGUAUGUAUGUAUGUAUAUGUAUGUAUGUAUGUAUGUAUGUAUGUAUGUAUGUAUGUAGUAUGUAUGUAUGUAUGUUAUGUAUGUAUGUAUGUAUGUAUGUAUGUAUGUAUGUAUGUAUGUAUGUAUGUAUGUAUGUAUGUAUGUAUGUAUGUAUGUAUGUAUGUAUGUAUGUCAUGUACUGUUGUAUGUAUGUAUAUGUAUGUAAAUGUAUGGUAUGUUAUUAUGUAUGUAUGGUAUGUAUUGUAUGAAAUCUCACUCACACACACUCCGUUAUCUCUUGAGUUCUCUCUAUCUCUCAUAUAUAUAUCUAAUAUAUAUAUAUAUAUAUAUAUAUAUCUAUAUAUAUUAUAUAUAUAUAUAUACAGUGGGGAGAACAAGUAUUUGAUACACUGCCGAUUUUGCAGGUUUUCCUACUUACAAAGCAUGUAGAGGUCUGUAAUUUUUAUCAUAGGUACACUUCAACUGUGAGAGACGGAAUCUAAAACAAAAAUCCAGAAAAUCACAUUGUAUGAUUUUAAGUAAUUCAUUUGCAUUUUAUUGCAUGACAUAAGUAUUUGAUCACCUACCAACCAGUUAGAAUUCCGACUCUCACAGACCUGGUUAGUUUUUCUUUAAGAAGCCCUCCUGUUCUCCACUCAUUACCUGUAUUAACUGCACCUGUUUGAACUCGUUACCUGUAUAAAAGACACCUGUCCACACACUCAAUCAAACAGACUCCAACCUCUCCACAAUGGCCAAGACCUGAGAGCUGUGUAAGGACAUCAGGGAUAACAUUGUAGACCUGCACAAGGCUGGGAUGGGCUACAGGACAAUAGGCAAGCAGCUUGGUGAGAAGGCAACAACUGUUGGCGCAAUUAUUAGAAAAUGGAAGAAGUUCAAGAUGACGGUCAAUCACCCUCGGUCUGGGGCUCCAUGCAAGAUCUCACCUCGUGGGGCAUCAAUGAUCAUGAGGAAGAUGAGGGAUCAGCCCAGAACUACACGGCAGGACCUGGUCAAUGACCUGAAGAGAGCUGGGACUACAGUCUCAAAGAAAACCAUUAGUAACACACUACGCCGUCAUGGAUUAAAAUCCUGCAGCGCACGCAAGGUCCCCCUGCUCAAGCCAGCACAUGUCCAGGCCCGUCUGAAGUUUGCCAAUGACCAUCUGGAUGAUCCAGAGGAGGAAUGGGAGAAGGUCAUGUGGUCUGAUGAGACAAAAAUAGAGCUUUUUGGUCUAAACUCCACUCGCCGUGUUUGGAGGAAGAAGAAGGAUGAGUACAACCCCAAGAACACCAUCCCAACCGUGAAGCAUGGAGGUGGAAACAUCAUUCUUUGGGGAUGCUUUUCUGCAAAGGGGACAGGACGACUGCACCGUAUUGAGGGGAGGAUGGAUGGGGCCAUGUAUCGUGAGAUCUUGGCCAACAACCUCCUUCCCUCAGUAAGAGCAUUGAAGAUGGGUCGUGGCUGGGUCUUCCAGCAUGACAACGACCCGAAACACACAGCCAGGGCAACUAAGGAGUGGCUCCAUAAGAAGCAUCUCAAGGUCCUGGAGUGGCCUAGCCAGUCUCCAGACCUGAACCAAAUAGAAAAUCUUUGGAGGGAACUGAAAGUCCAUAUUGCCCAGCGACAGCCCCGAAACCUGAAGGAUCUGGAGAAGAUCUGUAUGGAGGAGUGGGCCAAAAUCCCUGCUGCAGUGUGUGCAAACCUGGUCAAGACCUACAGGAAACGUAUGAUCUCUGUAAUUGCAAACAAAGGUUUCUGUACCAAAUAUUAAGUUCUGCUUUUCUGAUGUAUCAAAUACUUAUGUCAUGUAAUAAAAUGAAAAUUAAUUACUUAAAAAUCAUACGAUGUGAUUUUCUGGAUUUUUGUUUUAGAUUCCGUCUCUCGCAGUUGAAGUGUACCUAUGAUAAAAAUUACAGACCUCUACAUGCUUUGUAAGUAGGAAAACCUGCAAAAUCAGCAGUGUAUCAAAUACUUGUUCUCCCCACUGUAUAUAUACAUACAGUGGGGAGAACAAGUAUUUGAUACACUGCCGAUUUUGCAGGUUUUCCUGCUUACAAAGCAUGUAGAGGUCUGUAAUUUUUAUCAUAGGUACACUUCAACUGUGAGAGACGGAAUCUAAAACAAAAAUCCAGAAAAUCACAUUGUAUGAUUUUUAAGUUAUUAAUUUGCAUUUUAUUGCGUGAUAUAAGUAUUUGAUACAUCAGAAAAGCAGAACUUAAUAUUUGGUACAGAAACCUUUGUUUGCAAUUACAGAGAUCAUACGUUUCCUGUAAGUCUUGACCAGGUUUGCACACACUGCAGCAGGGAUUUUGGCCCACUCCUCCAAACAGACCUUCUCCAGAUCCUUCAGGUUUCGGGGCUGUCGCUGGGCAAUACGGACUUUCAGCUCCCUCCAAAGAUUUUCUAUUGGGUUCAGGUCUGGAGACUGGCUAGGCCACUCCAGGACCUUGAGAUGCUUCUUACGGAGCCACUCCUUAGUUGCCCUGGCUGUGUGUUUCAGGUCGUUGUCAUGCUGGAAGACCCAGCCACGACCCAUCUUCAAUGCCCUUACUGAGGGAAGGAGGUUAUUGGCCAAGAUCUCGCGAUACAUGGCCCCAUCCAUCCUCCCCUCAAUACGGUGCAGUCGUCCUGUCCCCUUUGCAGAAAAGCAUCCCCAAAGAAUGAUGUUUCCACUUCCAUGCUUCACGGUUGGGAUGGUGUUCUUGGGGUUGUACUCAUCCUUCUUCUUCCUCCAAACACGGCGAGUGGAGUUUAGACCAAAAAGCUCUAUUUUUGUCUCAUCAGACCACAUGACCUUCUCCCAUUCCUCCUCUGGAUCAUCCAGAUGGUCAUUGGCAAACUUCAGACGGGCCUGGACAUGCGCUGGCUUGAGCAGGGGGACCUUGCGUGCGCUGCAGGAUUUUAAUCCAUGACGGCGUAGUGUGUUACUAAUGGUUUUCUUUGAGACUGUGGUCCCAGCUCUCUUCAGGUCAUUGACCAGGUCCUGACGUGUAUUUCUGGGCUGAUCCCUCACCUUCCUCAUGAUCAUUGAUGCCCCACAAGGUGAGAUCUUGCAUGGAGCCCCAGACUGAGGGUGAUUGACCGUCAUCUUGAACUUCUUCCAUUUUCUAAUAAUUGCGCCAACAGUUGAUACCUUCUCACCAAGCUGCUUGCCUAUUGUCCUGUAGCCCAUCCCAGCCUUGUGCAGGUCUACAAUUUUAUCACUGAUGUCCUUACACAGCUCUCUGGUCUUGGCCAUUGUGGAGAGGUUGGAGUCUGUUUGAUUGAGUGUGUGGACAGGUGUCUUUUAUACAGGUAACGAGUUCAAACAGUUGCAGUUAAUACAGGUAAUGAGUGGAGAACAGGAGGGCUUCUUAAAGAAAAACUAACAGGUCUGUGAGAGCUGGAAUUCUUACUGGUUGGUACGUGAUCAAAUACUUAUGUCAUGCAAUAAAAUGCAAAUUCAUUACUUAAAAAUCAUACAGUGUGAUUUUCUGGAUUUUUGUUUUAGAUUCCGUCUCUCACAGUUGAAGUGUACCUAUGAUAAAAAUUACAGACCUCUACAUGCUUUGUAAGUAGGAAAACCUGCAAAAUCGGCAGUGUAUCAAAUACUUGUUCUCCCCACUGUGUGUGUGUGUGUGUGUGUGUGUAUAUAUAUAUAUAUAUAUAUAUAUAUAUAUAUAUAUAUAUAUAUAUAUAUAGAUAGAUAGAUAGAUAGAUAGAUAGAUAGAUAGAUAGAUAUAUAAUCUCACUCACACGCCGUUAUCUCUGAGUGCUCUACCAGGAAAAGCGUCUGCAUUAGGCUCCAGUGUCAGCCCCUUCUCUAUUAAUGUACAACUAAUAGGAUAAGUGCCUCUGGAGCUCUGAAUGGAAUGUGUUGAAUCCUCUGUUCUUCUCUCAUGUGCCUUCUAUAAUUCAGUUACCAUGGUUUCCUCCUCUUUUUUUUAGGGAGAGCAUAUAUCGCUUGCUGCCUCAGACAACGCCAGAGAACAUCAAUAAGAAUUUCAGUCACUACAGUGUGGACCCCACCACGCGCUACCCUAAUAUUAGCCUCCACUUCCUUAGGCCCAACCAGGUAGUGUACACACUGAGAACAUAUGACUGUAUGACUGUGAUUGGAGCAUGGUGUACUACAGUACCCAUAUAUAUAUAUAUUUUUUGUUCUUAUUUAUUUUUUAGUCAUUUAGCAGACGCUCUUAUCCAGAGCAACUUACAGGAGCAAUUUGGGUUAAGUGCCUUGCUCAAGGGCACAUCGACAGAUUUUUCACCUAGUCGGCUCGGGGAUUAGAACCAGCGACCUUUCGGUUACUGGCACAACGCUCUUAACGACUAAGCUAUCUGUGCAUGAUAUCCCAUUUGAGGUGGGCCAGGAGUUUGUCCUGACCACCUGACCUGACCAGUGAUACUCUGGCCUAGGCUAUAACUAAGAACCAGAGUUUUUUCCGGUUCAGAUACGUGACCAGGUAAAAACUCCUGGCCCUAGCUUUGACCUAUGGAAGAUGUCCUAUGUGAAAUGCUAAUGUUAUGUUGGUUCCCCCCCCCACUCUGUUGUUGUCAGGUACGACACCUCAUUGACACAGGGGAUUCAAGCAGGGAAAUGCUUAUCGAAAUGGAGAAUGUAGUCAACUCGUCAACACCCAAGCUCACCCGAAAUGGUGAGUAGUGUUUACAUGAAUGUUCUUGUAUUCAUGUGUCCCCUGAUUAAUUAAGUUAUAAUAUUUUUUUCUGAGCAAAUGUAUUCAGUUAUUUAGUUAAGUUCAUUUUAUACAAUUUUCAUGAAUGUCUGCUUUUUAAAGAGUCUUGUUUUUGGGACCUGGUCUUUAUUAAAAUCACCGAAAUGUAACAAUGAAUUGCUUUCACCCUAGACCAUUACCUGCUUGAGAAGCAUUUAUUUUAUUUAUUUUUUCACCUUUAUUUAACCAGGUAAGCCAGUUGAGAACAAGUUCUCAUUUACAACUGCGACCUGGCCAAGAUAAAGCAAAGCAGUGCGGAAAAAACAACAACAACACAGAGUUACAUAUGGAAUAAACAAAACGUACAGUCAAUAACACAAUAGAAAAUCUAUAUACAGUGUGUGCAAAUGUAGUAAGUUAUGGAGGUAAGGCAAUAAAUAGGCCAUAGUGCAAAAUAAUUAAAAUUAUAAUUUAGUGUUAACACUGGAGUGAUAGAUGUGCAGAAGAUGAUGUGCAAAUAGAGAUACUGGGGUGCAAAUGAGCAAAAUAUAUAACAAUGUAAAUAACAAUAUGGAGAUGAGGUAGUUGGGUGGGCUAAUUACAGAUGGGCUGUGUACAGGUGCAGUGAUCGGUAAGCUGCACUGCAAGGUAACAUCAUGAAUGACUGAAGUCCAAAUGCAUGGUGUUUAUCUGAAGGUUCCUUCCUAAUAGUCCUUAACCGUAGAAACAAGCAACUGACAAUGACCAUCAUGUGUGACUUGGGAAUGGUGCUAUGUGGAUGGACUCAUUUUAUAUGAUUUAUUUUCACUAACCUGGUCAUUAAUGGGAUGGUGGAAUGUCACUGGCAUCGUCCAUAAGGUUAAAAAGGUCAUUUCUAACUAUUUGAAAUGUUUCUGGGAGUGUGACAUUCCCCUACCUCUCAUAGGCUUUUCCUUCACCUCUAUGACUUGACAAUAAAAUGUAGGAUAGUCUGACAGUGACAAAACCAAAACUGGUCUAAAAAUCCACUAUUCACUGACUAUGUGCUCUUCCCCUCCCAGAAUCCAUAGCUCGCUCCAGCAAGCUGCUAAACUGGUGUCAGAGGCAGACGGAGGGCUACAGAAAAGUCAGUGUGACCGAUCUCACCAUGUCCUGGAAGAGUGGCAUGGCCCUGUGUGCCCUCAUCCACCGUUACAGACCUGACCUCAUGUGAGUCACAUAUACAUAUCUGGAUGUUGUAUUUCUGACCCUAUUUUGCCUGUAGAAAUGCUUACAGUGGAACUAUACUAUCAUAAGCAUAGGAAUGAAGUAGGACCUGCAAACACGAUUGCUCCAUCACAUACCAUUGAUUACAGUGGAUCUUCAUCUGGUCCUUACAUACUCUCAUUAUCAUGUCCCUUAUGUCCCUUACUGUCAGUGAUGAAGGGGUUAACCCCUUAGACUCAUGGAAAUGUGCCUAUAUGGAUAGGGACAAAUUGAAGAACUAUAAAAAGUAUAUGCAUGACUAUGGUAGCAAUUGAAAGAGAACACUUUGGAGAUUAUGGGGUAAUUAUUAGACCAAAGGUUAGGGCACAACAGUUCACCUGACACAAGACUGAAUCCAAACCAUUACACUGUUGAUUUUAUGUGCAUUUUACAUUUACUGUCCUUUUACAGCAUUUGUCAAUAGCGAAAUCUGAAAAUACUCUGGACACAUUCAGUAACGUAAGAAUAUUCAUUGAUUUUGGAGUAGGUGCAAGAUAUAAAAAACGAUUACAAGGGUUUGAGUGAGAGGUCUAACUGGUGUCUCCAAGUGGCGCCACACCUCUCCAAACUGUGUACAGUUCCUAAGUCAUUUCAAUGCACUCAAGGAAAGAGCCUUCAACUGUAAGGUUAAUUAUGAUAAUUUUUUGCUCUCCUAGCUUUGCCAUUGAGGAACUGAAGCAAGCACUCUUGUAGUUUUUUGUUUGGAACACAGCCCUGUGUAAACAACACCAUCCCACAAUUACUGUUGUUUACACAAUCCAAAAACAUUCCAUUAUAAAUCACAAUCUGGGUCAGGUGGGCAUUAUUUGAAAGCUUAUUAUAUUGCCAACAUGGCUAGCUAAGUUAUAAAAUACGAUCUUACAGUGUUAGGCUCUUCAGACAAACAGAUUGUAAUUUUGGUGCGCAUAGAAUGGAGUCAUGAGUGCAUUCAAGUGCGUGUUCCUCGUCUAAUCUUCUUCACAAUACGACAAACAUUCUGUAAAGGACAACCCAGGGUAUAACGCAUGUCAACCUUGUAACUGUGGAUCAAACAUAGUGAUUAUAAAUGUUGAUAAUGUAAAUACUGAUAGUUCAAUGGCGCCGGAGAAGAUGGCUGCCGUUUUACAGCCCUCUAACCAAUUGUACUAUUAUGUGUGUUUUUUCACGUUAUUUGUAAUUUAUUGUGUACAUAAUGUAAAUAAAGCGAGUAAACUACCUCUUCCAUCAAUUCUAUUAGCCAAUGUUCAAUCAUUUGAAAACAAAUUGGAUGACCUAAGACUAAGGUUAUCCUACCAAUGGGACAUUAAAAACUGUAACAUCUUAUGUUUCACUGAGUCGUGGCUGAACGACAACAUGGAUAACAUACAUCUAGCGGUCUAUACGCUACAUCAGCAUGAUAGAACGGUUGACUCCGGUAAGACAAGGGGUGGCAGUCUGUUUAUAUUUAUAAACAACAGCUGGUGCACAAAAUCUAAUACUAAGGAAGUCUCAAGGUUUUUCUCGCCUGAGGUAGAGUAUCUCAUGAUAAGCUGUAGACCACACUAUUUACCAAGAGAGUUUAUCUAUAUUUAUUGUAGCUGUCUAUCUACCACCACAAACCGAUUCUGGCACUAAGAUUGCACUCAAUGAGCUGUAUAAGGCCAUAAGCAAACAGGAAAACGCUCAUCCAGAGGCAGCCGGGGACUUUAAUGCAGGGAAACUUAAAUCCGUUCUACCUAAUUUCUAUCAGCAUUUUAAAUGUACUUCCCAGUGACACAAGCCUACCAGACGAGCUAAAUCACUUCUAUGCUCGCUUCGAGGCAAGCAACACUGAAGCAUGCAUGAGAGCACCAGCUGUUCCGCAUGACUAUGUGAUCACGCUCUCCAUAGCCGAUGUGAGUAAGACUUUUAAGCAGGUCAACAUUCACAAGGCCGCAGGGCCAGACGGAUUACCAGGACGUGUACUCCGAGCAUGUGCUGACCAACUGGCGAGUGUCUUCACUGACAUUUUCAACAUGUCCCUGACUGAGUCUGUAAUACCAACAUGUUUCAAGCAGACCAGCAUAGUCCCUGUGCACAAGGACACUAAGAUAACCUGCCUAAAUGACUACCGACCUGUAGCACUCAUGUCUGUAGCCAUGAAGUGCUUUGAAAGGCUGGUCAUGGCUCACAUCAACACCAUUAUCCCGAAACCCUAGACCCACUCCAAUUUGCAUACCGCUCCAACAGAUCCACAGAUGAUGCCAUCUCUAUUGCACUCCACACUGCCCUUUCCCAUCUGGACAAGAGGAACACCUACAGUGAGGGGAAAAAAGUAUUUGAUCCCCUGCUGAUUUUGUACGUUUGUCCACUGACAAAGACAUGAUCAGUCUAUAAUUUUAAUGGUAGGUUUAUUUGAACAGUGAGAGCUUCAGGUUCCUUGGUGUCCACAUCACCAACAAACGAUCAUGGUCCAAACACACUAAGACCGUCGUGAAGAGGGCACGACAAAACCUAUUCCCCCUCAGGAGACUGAAAAGAUUUGGCAUGGGUCCUCAGAUCCUCAAAAAGUUCUACAGCUGCAUCACCGCCUGGUAUGGCAACUGCUCGGCCUCUGACCGCAAGGCACUACAGAGGGUAAUGCGUACAUCCCAGUACAUCACUGGGGCCAAGCUUCCUGCCAUACAGGACCUCUAUACCAGGCGGUGUCAGAGGAAGGCCCUACAAAUUGUCAAAGACUCAACCCACCCUAGUUAUAGACUGCUCUCUCUGCUACCGCACGGCAAGUGGUACCGGAGCGCCAAGUCUAGGUCCAAAAGGCUUCUCAACAGCUUCUUCCCCCAAGCCAUAAGACUCCUGAACAGCUAAUCAUGGCUACCCAGACUAUUUGCACUGCCCCCCACCCCAUCCCCCUCUUUUAUGCUGCUGCUACUCUGUUUACUAUUUAUGCAUAGUCACGUUAACUCUACCCACAUGUACAUAUGACCUCAAUUACCUCGACUAGCCGGUGCCCCCGCACAUUGACUCUGUACCGGUACCCCCUGUAUAUAGUCUCCCUACUGUUAUUUUAUUUUACUGCUGCUCUUUAGCUAUUUGCCUUUAUUUUGUAUUUUUCUUUAAUUAACAUUAACAAUCUAUUUUAAAUUUUUCUUUUAAUAAACGGUAUUGUUGGUUAAGGGCUUGUAAGUAAGCAUUUCACAGUAAUGUCUACACCUGCUGUAUUCGGCGCAUGUGGCAAAUACAUUUUGAUUUGAUUUGACAUGAGUUUUAAAAUAUGGAAAUGUGAAGUGCACAUUUUGACUCAUUUGUGUUUGGUUUGCUUGUAUGACAUCAAAGCGGUAUUUAUUAUAAUCCUCAUUGUCUCAUCUUUCAGAACACAUACAGUUGCUUGCGAAAGUAUUCACCCCCCCUUGGUAUUUUUCCUAUUUUGUUGCCUUACAACCUGUUUUUUUUGGCAGUUUGUAACAUUUGAUUUACUCAACAUGCCUACCACUUUGAAGAUGCAAAAUAUUUUUUGUGGUGUAACAAACAAGAAACAAGACAAAAAAACUGAACUUCAGCGUGCAUAACUAUUCACCCCCCCAAAGUCAAUACUUUGUAGAUCCAUCUUUUGCAGCAAUUACCGCUGCAAGUCUCUUGGGGUAUGUCUCUAUAAGCUUGGCACAUCUAGCCACUGGGAUUGUUGCCCAUUCUUCAAGGCAAAACUGCUCCAGGUUCUUCAAGUUGGAUGGGUUCCGCUGGUGUACAGCAAUCUUUAAGUCAUACCACAGAUUCUCAAUUGGAUUGAGGUCUGGACUUUGACUAGGCCAUUCCAAGACAUUUAAAUGUUUCCCCUUAAACCACUCGAGUGUUGCUUUAGCAGUAUGCUUAGGGUCAUUGUCCUGCUGGAAGGUGAACCUCUGUCCUAGUCUCAAAUCUCUGGAAGACAAACAGGUUUCCCUCAAGAAUUUCCCUGUAUUUAGCUCCAUCCAUCAUUCCGUCAAUUCUGACCAGUUUCCCAGUCCCUGUCGAUGAAAAACAUCCCCACAUCAUGAUGCUGCCACCACCAUGCUUCACUGUGGGGAUGGUGUUCUCGGGGUGAUGAGAGGUGUUGGGUUUGCGCCAGACAUAGCGUUUUCCUUAAUGACCAAAAAGCUCAAUUUAGUCUCUUCUGACCAGAGUAUCUUCUAUAUGUUUGGGGAGUCUCCCACAUGCCUUUUGGCGAACACCAAACGUGUUUUUUUUUUUUUUUUCUUUAAGCAAUGGCUUUUUUCUGGCCACUCUUCCGUAAAGCCCAGCUCUGUGGAGUGUACGGCUUAAAGUGGUCCUAUGGACAGAUAGUCCAUUCUCCACUGUGGAGCUUUGCAGCUCCUUCAGGGUUAUCUUUGGUCUCUUUGUUGCCUCUGAUUAAUGCCCUCCUUGCCUGGUCCGUGAGUUUGGGUGGGCGGCCCUCUCUUGGCAGGUUUGUUGUGGUGCCAUAUUCUUUCCAUUUUUUUAUAAUGUAUUUAAUGGUGCUCCGUGGGAUGUUCAAAGUUUCGGAUAUUUUUUUAUAACCCAACCCAGAUCUGUACUUCUACACAACUUUGUCCCUGACCUGUUUGGAGAGCCCCUUGGUCUUCAUGGUGCUGCUUGCAUGGUGGUGCCCCUUGCUUAGUGGUGUUGCAGACUCUGGGGCCUUUCAGAACAGGUGUACAUAUGCUGAGAUCAGCUGACACUUAGAUUGCACACAGGUGGACUUUAUUUAACUAAUUAUGUGACUUCUGAAGGUAAUUGUUUGCCCAGAUCUUAUUUAGGGGCUUCAUAGCAAAGGGGGUGAAUACAUAUGCACACACCACUUUUCAGAUAUUUCUUUCUUUGACUUUUAUGAAAUAAGUUAUUUUUUCAUUACACUUCACCAAUUUGGACUAUUGGUGUAACUUUUGUAAUAAUAAUAAUAAUAUGCCAUUUAGCAGACACUUUUAUCCAAAGCGACUUACAGUCAUGCGUGCAUACAUUUUUACGUAUGGGUGGUCCCGGGGAUCGAACCCACUACCCUGGUGUUACAAGCGCCAUGCUCUACCAAUUGAGCUAUAAAGGACCCUUUUGUGUAUGUCCAUUACAUGAAAUUAAAAUAAAAUCCAUUUAAAUUACAGGUUGUAAUGCAACAAAAUAAGAAAAACGCCAAGGGGGAUGAAUACUUUUGCAAGGCACUGUAGACUCCACUGAAUGUACAGCAUUUCCCCCACUCAGACAAUAACAAAUGUGCCAAAGUAGCCCAAUUAGCUGGAGGGAUGGGGGCAUCUUCUUGUCACGCGCAGUGCUCAAGUUUAUAACGUCAGUCAGUCAAAACCUAGACAGGGUUGUGAAGAGGAGAACCUUAGCUCUGACGUCAUUUAUAUUAUUUUACUGUACAGCCACUGCGUUCCAAUUUAGGCGCUUAUCACUGACAAAAUCUGCCAAUUUUAGCACGUAUACGGGAUAACAGGAAAGGGUUAAAACUGUCAUGGUUUGCUGUGUUUACGACUUUGUUUAUUAGUAGCUUGUGUUAUUUAUCACCAGGCCUUGGUUCAGGACUGUAUAUCAUACUAAAUGAUGUGACAGCUCAUAGUCAAGCUGCCUGUUGAGUCAGGGAAAAGGGUGUACACACACACACACACACACACACACACACACACAGCAGAGACUGACACAUUGCCUAACGAGGGGAGAGAUGGGGUCGUUACCUUCUGCUGGCUACACAGCGAUUAGCAUUAUAGCUCAUUUAUCUUCUGACUGACCUUACCCAAGUGGUUGUUCUCUGCUCUGCUGGCUUUCAUAGUCCAGAUGAUUGUGUGAGGAUGAUAGGGGGCUGCAUGGAUGGGAAAUAUGCACUCACAAUCACUCACACAGCUGUGAUUGGUUCCCACUUCCCAUCGCUAAUGCUGCAACACCUUCAUCUACACUGAAUGAAGUGGAUUUAAUAAGGGAUCAUAGACUGACCAGGAGAAACCUAUGUCAUGGAAAGAGCAGCUGUUCCUAACGUUUUGUACACUCUGUGUAUAAAGAUUAUACAACCUCAGCAUCCACUCCAUUUGAACCUGCUUAGUGUGUUUGUCAUGUUUAUUGGGGGAAGUCAAGUGAUGUUUAUAUUCACAGUGCUAAUGGUUGUGUUGACUCCCAUUUUGACUCCAGGUAUUUUCCUGACUCUCUCUGCCCCACAGUGACUUUGACUCCCUGGACGAGCGGGACCAGCAGAAGAACAAUCAGCUGGGCUUUGACGUGGCCGAGAGGGAGUUUGGCAUCUCGCCUUGCAUGACGGGCAAGGAGAUGUCCCAGGUGUCAGAGCCUGACAAGCUCUCCAUGGUCAUGUACCUCAGCCAGUUCUACGAGAUGUUCAAGGACACAGUGCCCCCUGGGGCCGGAGGUGAGUACUGUAUUUGGCUGGUUUUGUAACUUUGUUUUUUGGGUUGAAGGUUGAAUGAAAUGUUAUACACACUGACUAAUGGGUCAUGGCUCCAUAGCAGAUGUUAGUAAGACCUUUAAACACUUUAACAUUCACAAGGCCGGAUUUCCAGGACACAAACAGUUGAAGUCGGAAGUAUACAUACACCUUAGCCAAAUACAUUUAAACUCAGUUUUUCUCAAUUCCUGACAUUUAAUCCUAGUAGAAAUUCCCUGUCUUAGGUCAGUUAGGAUCACCAAUUUAUUUUAAGAAUGUGAAAUAUCCGAAUAAUAGUAGAGAGAAUUAUUUAUUUCAGCUUUUAUUUCUUUCAUCACAUUCCCAGUGGGUCAUAAGUUUACAUACACUCAAUUAGUAUUCAGUAGCAUUGCCUUUAAAUUGUUUAACUUGGGUCAACCGUGUCGGGUAGCCUUCCACAAGUUUCCCACAAUAAGUUGGGAGAAUUUUGGCCCAUUCCUCCUGACAGAGCUGGUGUAACUGAGUCAAGUUUGUAGGCCACCUUGCUCGCACACGAUUUUCAGUUCUGCCCACACAUUUUCUAUAGGAUUGAGGUCAGGGCUUUGUGAUGGCCACUCCAAUACCUUGACUUUGUUGUCCUUAAGCCAUUUUGCCACAACUUUGGAAGUAUGCUUGGGGUCAUUGUCCAUUUGGAAGACCCAUUUGAGACCAAGCUUUAACUUCCUGACUGAUGUCUUGAGAUGUUGCUUCAAUAUAUCCACAUAAUUUUCCUUCCUCAUGAUGCCAUCUAUUUUGUGAAGUGCACCAGUCCCUACUGCAGCAAAGCACCCCCACAGCAUGAUGCUGCCACCCCCGUGCUUCACGGUUGGGAUGGUGUUCUUCGGCUUGCAAGCAACCCCCUUUUUCCUCCAAAUAUAACGAUGGUCAUUAUGGCCAAACAGUUUUAUUUUUGUUUCAUUAGACCAGAGGACGUUUCUCCAAAAAGUACAAUAUUUUUCCCCAUGUGCAGUUGCAAACCGUAGUCUGGCUUUUUUAUGGCAGUUUUGGAGCAGUGGCUUCUUCCUUGCUGAGCUGCCUUUCAGGUUAUGUCGAUAUAGGACUCAUUUUACUGUGAUAUAGAUACUUUUGUACCCGUUUCCUCCGGCAUCUUCACAAGGUCCUUUGCUGUUGUUCUGGGAUUGAUUCGCACUUUUUGUACCAAAGUACAUUCAUCUCUAGGAGACCGAACGCGUCUCCUUCCUGAGCGGUAUGACGGCUGCGUGGUCCCAUGGUGUUUAUACUUGCGUACUAUUGUUUGUACAGAUGAACGUGGUACCUUCAGGCGUGUGGAAAUUGCUCCCAAGGAUGAACCAGACUUGUGGAGGUCUACAAUUUUUUUCUGAGGUCUUGGCUUAUUUCUUUUGAUUUUCCCAUGAUGUCAAGCAAAGAGGCACUGAGUUUGAAGGUAGGCCUUGACAUACAUCCACAGGUACACCUCCAAUUGACUCAAAUGAUGUCAAUUAGCCUAUCAGAAGGUUCUAAAGCCAUGACAUCAUUUUCUGGAAUUUUCCAAGCUGUUUAAAGGCACAGUCAACUUAGUGUAUGUAAACUUCUGACCCACUGGAAUUGUGAUACAGUGAAUUAUAAGUGAAAUAAUCUAUUUGUAAACAAUUGUUAGAAAAAUGACUUGUGUCGUGCACUAAGUAGAAGUCCUAACCGACAUCUACUAUAGUUUGUUAACAAUAAAUUUGUGAAAUGGUUGAAAAACAAAGUUUUAAUGACUCCAACCUAAGUGUAUGUAAACUUCCGACAUCAACUGUACUCGGAGCAUGCGCUGACCAGCUGGCAAGUGUCUUCACUGACAUUUUCAACCUCUCCCUGACCCAGUCUGUAGCAGACCACCAUAGUCCCUGUGCCCAAGAAGGUAACCUGUCUAAAUGACUAUCGCCCCGUAGCACUCACAUCUGUAGCCAUGAAAUGCUUUGAAAGGCUGAUCAGUGGUCAUGGCUCACAUCAACACCAUCAUCCCAGACACCCUGGACCCACUCAAAUUCGCAUACCGCCCCAACAGAUCCACAGAUGACGCAAUCUAUAUUGUACUCCACACUGCCCUUUCUCACCUAGACAAAAGGAACACCUACGUGUGAAUGCUGUUCAUUGACUACAGCUCAGCGUUCAACACUAUAGUGCCCUCGAAGCUCAUCGCUAAGGUCUCUGGGACUAAACACCUCCCUCUGCAGCUGGGUCCUGGACUUCCUGACGGGCCGCCCCCAGGUGGUAAGGGUAGGCAACAACACAUCGGCCACGCUGACCCUCAACAUGGGUGCCCCUCAGGGGUGCGUGCUUAGUCCCCCCCCCCGUACACCCUGCUCACCCAUGACCGCGCACGACCCCAACACCAUCAUUAAGUUUGCUGAUGACGCGAAAGUGGUAGGCCUGAUCACCAACGACGAUGAGACAGCCUAUAGGGAGGAGGUCAGAGACCUGGCAGUGUGGCGCCAGGACAACAACCUCUCCCUCAACAUCAGUAAGACCAAGGAGCUGAUCGUGGACUACAGGAAACGGAGGGCCGAGCACGCCCCCAUUCACAUCGACAGGGCUGUAGUGGAGCCGGUCAAGAGCUUCAAGUUCCUAGGUGUCCACAUCACUAAGGAUCCAUCAUGGUCCAAACACACCAACACAGUCGUGAAAAAUAUUUUGCUUCGGCCCUAAGAUUCUCAAAAAGCUCUACAGCUGCACCAUCGAGAGCUUCUUGACUGGCUGCAUCACCGUUUGUUAUGGCAACUGCUUGUUAUCCGACCUCAAGGCGCUGCAGAGGGUAGUGAUGUACUGGGCCGAGCUUCCUACCAUCCAGGACCUCUAAACCAGGCGGUGUCAGAGGAAGGCCCAAAAAAUCGUCAACUACUCCAGCCACCCAAGCCACAGACUGUUCUCUCUGCUACCACACGGCAAGCGGUACCAAUGUACCAAGUCUGGAACCAACAGCUUCUACCCCCAAGCCACACUGGACUCUACCCACACACUCACAUACUUACACUGAAACCCCAACACACACACUACGUGCGCCCACACACACGGGUCCCAUGUGGCUCAGUUGGUAGAGCAUGGAGCUUGCAAAGCCAGAGUUGUGGAUUUGAUUCCCACAGGGGACCAGUUCGAAAAAGUAUGAAAAAUGUAUGCGCUCACUAUUGUAAGUUGCUCUUGACGUAAAUUUACAAAAAUAUAACGCAACAUGCACACACAUGCAUAAACAUUUUCUGCUCCCUAUAUAUAGCUUUGUUAUUUUUACUCUUUAUUUUUAUUAGUUAUUCACUGUCACUGUUUCUAUUUUUUUUCGAAAAUGUUGUAUCUUAUCUUUAACUCUGCAUUGUUGGAAAAGGAUAGGUAAGUAAGCAUUUUACUCUUAGUCUACACCUGUUGUCUAUGGAGCAUGUGACAAAAACAUUUUUAUUUUUAUUUGAUGUUCAUUAGGCACCAAACUGACUGAAACGAGGAGGGUCCUACCUGAACUUGUCCAAUGAGAAAUGCUCGUUAAAAUGUUCCAUUGCAAAACAUUUUGCUAUAGUGUACCCUAUUGAAUGCAACCCUGGUGUGUACGGCCUUACAUUCUCUAUCUGUUACAUUUUCAGGGGACCAGAACAUGAGCCCUGAGGAGAAGGCUGCGUUGAUCAACAGUACUAAGUCCCCCAUCUCCUUCCUAAGCAAGCUAGGCCAGAGCAUCUCUAUCUCACGGAAGCGUAACCCCAAGGUCAGGACUCAAUCAAUCAAUCAAAUUAAUUUUAUAAAGCCCUUUUUAAAUCAGCAGUAGGAAAAGCACAGUGGCCAGGACUCAUGGCCCAAUACAUCGCUGUCAGCAGUCUCAUUCCCUUUAACACAGAUUACUGUGUUUACGUCAUGUUUUAAUGCUACUGUAUGAGUCAAUAGAUGUCUGCCUGAAAUAACCAGUGACAACAUGUGAUUAUGUGAUCAACAGGACAAAAAGGAGAAGGAUGUGGAUGGUUUGGGGAAGAGGAGGAAGACCAGCCAAGCUGGCCACUCUGAAGACGUGAGUAAAACGUUCAAGGGUUCAAACUCAGACGCUGAAUUCCUCUUCGGAGCUUUGCAAAACUCAGAGAAACUAUUAGGUAAACCUCAUUCUCUGACUGGUCUCUUCCUGUCCAUGUGUUUGUAACAGGAAGAGGUUUUGAGGGGUAACUGUGACGACCGGCCAUCUAACAGUACUGCUCUGACAGAAAGGAAGAUGAAGGAAGAGUCAGCGGCUGUAGGGAACCACAACAAAGUCAAGUCCAUGGCCACCCAGCUCCUCGCCAAGUUUGAGGAGAACGCCCCCGCCGAAUCCAAGGGCCUCAAAAGACAGGUAUGAAGAGACUCAUAUGUGUCUGGUGGGUGUAAGGAGUAGUCUUGCUUGCCUGGAUGUGGGAAGAGACGACAGUAAACUGUUUUAAAAAUGAGAACUGUUGCUUGGGACUUAGCUUUCCUGGAUGAUAGAUCACAUGACAGCUCUGUUUGCACACAGUGUUUUGUUUGUCAAACAGUAAAUAUGCAGAUCUAUUUCAUCUCACGGCAUCUAACAUGACUAAUAGUCUUGUGAUGCUGAGUGUGUAGGAGCACUGUACUACUGUAUUAUUGUGUUGAACGCCAGGGCCUGUAUAAAUAAAACUUCUCAGGGUAGGAGUGCUGAUCUAGAAUCAGUUUUCCCUUUUAGAUCAUAAUGAAUAAUGAUUAUGUAAAGGUGGAGGACCUGAUUCUAGAUCAGCACUCCUACUGUGAGUCGCUUUGUGAAUACGGGCCCAGAAUGCGAAUAUUGACGUGGACCGGGCCUGGCGGCAUAUUGUUCCGUGGUACAGAAGUGCUGAUAGUGCUGACUGGUUUGCUCCUCCAGGACUAGGGAUGUGAAUGGGUUUACAGAGCCAGUCCAAGACCUGAUCCUGGGUCAGUCACCCUGCCUGGAGCAGUGGGAAGGCUCUGUGGACUACUGGAACACAAGCCACUAUUGUUGACAUAGAAAGACAACUUACAGGCAGUGUUCCCGAGUGUUGCCAUUCCAAAAUUCCUGCUCACGCUGUGUGUUUUGCAAUUGCUACAUCUGAUAAGAUCGUUGAUACACAAAAGACUCUGAGGACGACUUGGUUAAUGUAAAUUGAAUUGAUGAAACGUUAGAAGUGAAUAGCCUGCCCAGGUCAAGUGAUGUGCUGAGUGAACAGCUUUGUGCAGAACGUUAGAAAGGUUUCUCUUUUGGUCACAUAUUUGUACAAUGUGAAAUAUGAUUGGUAAAUCAAUGUUUAGUUGUCAUCUUUCCUAAUGGUAUAAUAACCAGCUACAAAUGGCCCAUCAAAGACGAUGUACAUGCUGGUUAAUAGGAGCUAAGCCCUACUUAUGUUGAAUUCCACUGGUGGUAAUAUUACAUUUUAUACUGCUGCUGCUGUGUUGAAUUGAAUUGUGUCACACCAGAAUGGCUGAAAGAGGAGCCUGUGUGUGCGUUUUUCCAGCCAGUGAGCUUCACUUUUUCAUCCCCUCUUUGACCCUGCUGCUCUUUGCAAGAAAUGCUGAUAAUGUCUUUACCACAGUAUCCAUAUUACAGUUCUUAAUUCUGUAGUCAGUUAUAAGCCUAAGAUAGUUCCAGUUGGUACAAUAAUCAAUCAUGUCAUAUUACGUUACACACAGCCAGCAUGCUAUUCUUAUGACAAACUCCAUUUCCUUUAGUUUUUUUUCUCCCAGUUAAAUUUUUUUUCCAGCCAGCAUGUCUUCUCAUGUUUCACUUCCCUCUCUAUUUUUCUCUCUUCCACAUCUCCUCCCACCGUGGAUCAUGACCGGGACUCAUGGGGAAAUUGCUCACCGUGUCCUGGUCUCUUAUUGACCACUUUGGCUGUCACUCAUCUUCCAAUCAUAUUCCACUGGUCAAAGGGGGAUUCUCUGCCCAAUCUGGAUCUCCUCCUGGCGCUGCCCCCUCCCCCUGCCUCCCUGGCCCCCCCCAGGGAGCCUGUCCGCUUAGCUCCGGUCCCUGCAUGGAGACAGGUAAAGAGUGGACUAGUUUAACCCCUGGAUGUCCCUAAGCAACCUUCUCUCUGCUGUGUUUUACAGUAGUAUAGAUGGGGAAAUCUGCUUUGUGUCCAGAUUGUUAUUGAUCAUAGACAUAGCAUGUCUUGUUUUCUGUAGACUUUGGAGUGAUAGAACCAGUAGUUCCGAUUUUGUUAAUGACAACAACAAAAAAAGUCAGUGUACAUGUUCUAAAACUUCUGGAUCAGAUAGUUUUGUGUGUGUGUGUGUGGUGCCAGAAUAAGCAGCGGUGUGUGGUUGCGGUCCGUUGACUUUUCGGCCCAGACGGUGUGUGAUGUCAUGUUUUCUCUUGUCCCAUGUGGAUUAUCCCUUCUCCUUCUCCCUCUCUCCCUUAUCCCCUCUCCUUCUCCCUCUCUCCCUUAUCCCCUCUCCUUCUCCCUCUCUCCCUUAUCCCCUCUCCUUCUCCCUCUCUCCCUCUCUCCUUAUCCCCUCUCCGACUCCCGCCAUAUUGUCUCAGAAACGCAACCAGCAGCAGGAGCAGCUCAGCUUCCGCUAUAAGGAGAAGGUCAAGUGUCAGACCCUACCCAUCAGAGGGGAGCAGGUACGCUGGCCUGGCUGACGCUGUAGUCGUCUCUGCCUACUAGGCCGUCUCCCCUCUCCAGUUUACCAGCUAACCAUGCUAUCAGUGCUAGCUACUAGCUAGCCUAGCAUCCCAUGCCUUCAUAGACAAACAGGCUUUCGCUUUAGCUUAGCUCAGUUAGCUUAAUUGUGCUAGUAAUCUAAGCUUAGUUAGCUAAUCAUUGAAGCUUCUUUUGUCAUUUCUGUGUGGUUCUUUUUUAAAUUGUAGAUGCUAAUAGUUUGAGCCAUGAAGCUAAAUGGCUAGUUCAGAGCUGUGCUUGAUUAACCCCUGAAAGCUAAUACUUAGUUGAGCUAAUUUGCUGGAUAUAGUCUGCAAUGAAAAAAUAUAGAUUUUUUGUGGAAAUAUUAGUUAACACACCAUGAAGCCAUUAAAGGUAGACUCAGCGAUAUGAUGCAGAAAGUAAACAGCAUAGUGGGUCAGUUUCUGCAACAACUAAGAGUGUUGAAGCGCGAGGCUCAACUUCUGUGCUGUUUUGGUGCCCUGCCUACCACACUGUGAACCAGGCCCCCAGUGUCCGGUCUGGAGCGUGAAGUCACAAGCUCUGCUGGUCAGCUACUGCGUAGAAACCUAGCGGUGCCAAAAGCUCUGGUCUGCCCUAGAAAGCCUAUGUAAAUUACGAUCGGCAGAACAAAUAACUUUUAGACUGCUGUUUUGGGCUCUAAAAUUAGUUUAUUAUGAUCAAGUUCGAUCCCCACAGAGAAUUAUUUUAAAGUUUGCUACAAAUUGAGAUAUUUAAUUAAAUACUGAUCCAUUCUGACUACUACAUUUGCCAUCACACAGGACCACGUACUGACACAGACCAAUCACAGGCCGACAGGCUACGAGGAGGCUCAUUCACGCUCUUUGCACGUGUCUCUCAGGCAGGAUGAAAACGACAUCGACCAUGAUCCUUUGCUAGUUAGGGCCACUUUCACCAUGAUCCUUAGCGGUUUUUUGGUGCCAUUCAGCCCCAUUCAGCAAUAUGGCGCACUUCAAAUUAAAAUACUUCCGGCUUCAUGCGCCAUCGGUUGUUUUCCAUAGGAAUACGUAGAUGAUGUCAGCGCUAUCACUAUAUGCUGGUUUUAAUGUUUAUGAGGUGAACAGCGUGAAGCAAACCCAUGCACAUGGGCAGAUACUGUGUGUGACUGUGUGAGAGCGAAGUCUUCAAUAUCUGUGGUGCUGCUUGUGGCAAAGUCUUUUAGCUGAGUUUACCUUUAACAUCUAGACUGAGUGGACAGUGAGAACUUUCCAAUACCACUUUUCCAUCUCAAACACUCAUGUUCCCUGAUUAGAGCUCCUGUUUUAGUAGCUCUUCAGACUCACAUAAGUAUACUCUCGCUCACCACAGUAUUUCAUACUUUCCUCAUCAUGCAAUUCUUCCCCCCCUUUUCCCAUUCAUCCAAGAUUUUUGUGGCUGUUGAAGGAAAAAAACACUUGCAGAUUUCUCUCUUGCUUCUAACUGUAUAUUAACUAGAGUUGGGAAAUGUGGAGAUGUGAUUUAUUUGCCUUAAUUUUCCACAUACAUCCAGUGGGUGGUCUUUAUGCACAGUGUGUGUCCUUGUGUGUCAUUCAACAGUGUUGGCAUGAGUGUUUAGUGCAGUAGAAUGCCAGUGGUAGUAACGUGGAUGAGUGUGGGGGUGAGGGUAGCACUGUAGCAGAUGAUUGUUUUAGCCUAGUGGAUGAGAAUCAUUAGUUAAAUUGAUAUUAAUAUGUCAAUGUGUGUGUUGACUUCAAAAGUGAAUUCGGAUGAGAUAAUAUGAAUGGUAUAGAGUUUGUGUGUGUGUGUGUGUGUGUGUGUUUGUGUGUGUAUGUUAAAUGGUGUAAGUGUGCACGUCGGUGACACCAUCAAGUGACGGCCUGUCCUCCUCUCCUCACUCAAGCCAAGAAGCGGUACAGAGUGGAACUCGGGCUCACGGAGCUGCCCUAAGAAAACCAUUCUGCUUUCCUCUUCCUCCACCUCUUCACUCUCUCUUCACUCACAGGUGACCAGUCUGUGCCAUACCAUACCAGACCAUACAUAUACUCCCCUAUCCUCUUCCUUGUCGAUCCUAUAUCUAACCUCUUUCCUCUCAGGUCUCGUCUUACCUUUGUAUAAGUUCUCCAAAUGUGCUGUCAAAGUAGAAAGCUAGACUCUUCUUCCCCUCCCUCGUAGAGAACUUCCAAUCUAACUAAAAUAAGCUGUAUCUAGUCUUAGUUUACAUUCUUCUCAUGAGUGGGUUGCUUUUUGUUAACUUUAACAGGGUUUACUUAUGUUGUGGCUGACCAGUGUGUAGAUUGGGGCCUUGUUGCCAUACUGUCUGCAGUGAAAGAUCUGAUGCUGUAUAUGGCAUGCUGCUGUUUGUUUAUGAAGGCCCAGAGAGGAGAAACAUGGUCCUAGCUCUCAGUGGUCAGUAUUGAAGUGUCGGUCUCUGUGUGUGUGUCCUCAAGCACUGUGGUAGAGGCGGUAUGGAGGAGGAAGAGACCACACAGGACCAGACACCUCAGGCACACAGGGUAACAACCAUGGUUGCAUGGGCCUGCUGUAAUCAGUGCUGACCCCUGGGGAACGAACAACACAGACGGAGUGUGUGUGAUUGGGUGUCUCUACGGAUUGUGUGGGGGAGAACGGAAGGAAUUGUUGUGGGUAGAAUAUAAUGAUUGGGACGAACAACAAUCAAAGUGUAAGCAGAUGAUGACUUCUGUCAUUUCAGGGCUAGUUUCAUUUGGGCACUGUUUGUUCUCUUGUACCAUAGCAGUGCUUACAUGCUAACUCAUAUACAGUAUGAAUACAUGAUAUGUCUGCCCUUUGUCAAUAGAGGUCUCUUAUUCCAUAGCCUUUCAUAGAGUGUUAGGUCAACCUUACCAGCUAACUGCAUCAACCAGUGUCAACAAGUUUUGGGACAAACAGACUGUAAACACACACAAGGCUUACCUUGGUUUGCUCUGCAGAAAUGGGAACCCACGCAGCUUGAGGAGCCAGAGCCUAUUCACAUCCCUAGCAUUCAGGAGAGGUCUGCGUGGCUAGUUGCUAAGUUUAAGGGUAAACCUGAGAAACCAAAGGUGAACACCAAACCGUGCUGUCUAGAAUCAGUGAAUCCAUUAUCUGUAAGUGAUAGGCCUGGUAGAUUUAUUGCAUUUUUGAAUAGUUUGUGUGUGUUUAGUGUUGGUUUACUACUGUACUCUUCAUCAUUCUGAUCAUUCUCAUUCCUGUUGCCUUCUCUAAACUGUCCCAUUUCUCUGUCCUCUCCCUUUCCCCUGGAGCUUAAGAAAAAGCCCUCACGCUUUAUAGAACAGUGGCACCUGUCCCUCAGCCAGAACACAGAAAGCCUCCUCUCCUCCCCUGAAAAUAUUGGACAGGUAGCCUCUCCUGCCUGGGGACUAUAG